AUGGUUGCCUCAUUCUCUCCUCAUCGUGAUGCGGGGGGCACAUUACACCUGUCCUCCAACGGAUUCCAUGCAACGCAUAAGAACUCCGCCCUAAGUCAACUACGACGCUCGCUGUCGAGAAGUCCAUCAAAGACCACCGAUUUCAGGCUCAUAUCUUCUUCCUCGUUCAACUCUCCAGCAAACAGACACUCGAAUUUCAUGUCACCUACGCUCUCACCCUCAAGACAGUCAUCACACGGCAAAAUACUCUUCGUACCCAACUCAAACUCUCCGUCUCCUGUCGCCAUUCCAUUCCCGCCCAGCGCAAAGAUCCAUCGCCCUCCCAUGCGCCGCAGCCGUUUCAUUCACUCAUCCAAAUCGUCUAGCAUCUCUUCAGGCCCAGUUAAACGGGUCCUUGGUGAAUCACGAGAUAAUGGUAACUCCGUGGUUUCUCCAGAAUCUACUUUUGAACCCAUGAACGAUAAGAUUUCCACCACCCCUCCUAGCCCAGUGCUAUUCAGAGGAGGCCAGGAAAGUCCACUCAAUCUCUCUCCCGGUGAGCAGACGGAGGAUACCUCUGGCACUGGACGAAUGGAGAAACGACGCAGCGGGAACCUGGAGUCAGCAGCACUCACAUCCAGUCCUUUGAAACGUGCUGAUGUGAACAUGACUCUGGACUCUCUGGGCGCCGAGAGCCCGUCGGCCAAGCGUAGGAGCUUGCACGGCGUGAGCUUUGGUGCCGAUUUUGAUGUCUUCGAGUCCAGUUACUCUGCCAUCAAUUCUCCUCUAAACAGUCCAAACGCGAAGGAGCCUCGCUUCCCAGCACCCAGUCACUAUUUCUCCACGAUACCAAAACGUUCGUCGUCCUUGAGAAAGUCCACCAUCCAACAACGUCAUCCAGAGCGAUCUCCCUUUGCACGCAAAACGAGCGCGGAAAAUGACGAAUCUCUUGUGCUACAAAACAGGCAGCGCAUGGCAAUCGACAGCUCGACGUUUCUGCCCCUCAACCCAGACUCCUCGCCAUCUCCUAACCCAUCUACACCAUUAUUCGCCUCCCAUACAACAUCUACGUUCCACCCUCCAAUGCAUCCCCUAUCACGCACCAUCACGCAAUCGUCCUCAAGUUCAAGCGUGGGAGACGACUCCCCAACCAACAGAGCUUUGAGUACAAACUUCUCAGAAUCCAGACCAAUCCUAAACUUUUCCAAGUCGCUCCCAAUUGGUGCUGUAGCACCUAGAGCUCCCAGUCUCUUACGACAGGAAUCUUCCAAUGCCUCUGCAUCACCUUUUUCCACUCCAGAGAACUACAAACUUGUGAAACCUUUGCCAGCGGCAUUUAUGUCAACUGGACUUAUUUCAAAGAAAAACAAGAAUGUCUCGGACUUCCGCAACAGCUCAACUAUGAGCCAUAAUAUGCCAGAGACUCCUUGCAAAAGAGCAUCCAACGUGCUUUUUGGGGCCAACCCUGUACCCCAAGCAAGCAGUGGAAAAUUUUUACCUUACCAUAAGACAUCCAAUUCCUUUGAAACCCCAUUCACUCACCGUGUUAAAGCACCAUCGUCAUCCCGCGUUGUGCCCACCUGCUCUCGACGGGGAAGCUUUGCUAGCAUUGAUGGGGAUAUUAACUCCAUUCCACGAUCACCAUCGGCUGCCUUUGAUAGCCAAUGUGCCACAGACUCAGACCUUCCCCCCACACCCACCAAGCGAGGAUUGUUCCCGCAACACGUUUCCCACUCGACUCCAUUCCAGUUUCAAACUACGAACCACUAUAACUCAGAUGUCUCGAGGGGUGAACCUGGUUUAUUUUCGAGCCCGCUCUACUGUAAAUCGCCGGAUUCCGGGCCUCCCAGAACACCUAGGGAUCACACACUGACGCCCGAUGCCAGCGGCCUCUCAAUAGCAGCCCCAGACGACCAUACUUUUAGUCUUGUAGAAGCACAUGCUUCAACCUUACCUGCUACCCCCACUGCUCCUCGUGAAUCCUUUCCCAAUCUAGGGAAACGAUCCAGUUUUCCACUGGGAAGCUAUAACUCCCCUGAUAUCGACCCCUGCCUCAACUCACGCUUCGAAAAAGUGGAGUUAAUUGGCACCGGAGAAUUCUCUCUUGUGUACUCUGUCACCGAACGUUCCUCUCCUUCAAGUCACCAUUUCCAGCCCCAUACGCCUCUUGCAUCCAGUUCGACACCUACAAACUCUGGAAGCAGUAAAACCUGGGCUGUGAAAAAAUCUAAACAGCCAUACGCAGGUUCCAAGGACCGCGAGCGACGAAACAAUGAAGUUGUCGCGCUCAAAGCUCUUCGUGACUCCGACCAUAUCAUCUGUUAUGCUGAUAGCUGGGAAGAGAAAGGCCACCUUUAUAUCCAGACCGAAUUCUGCGAAGAAGGUAGUCUCGAUGUAUUCCUGUCUCAAGUUGGCCUCAAGGCACGGUUGGAUGACUUUAGGAUAUGGAAGAUCCUCCUUGAGUUGGCACAUGGCUUGAAACACAUUCACGACACCGGGUUUAUUCACCUAGACUUGAAACCAGCGAACAUUCUCAUCACAUUCGAAGGUGUUCUUAAGAUUGCAGACUUCGGCCUUGCCGCUCGAUGGCCUGCAGCUGCUGGAAUUGAAGGUGAAGGAGACAGAGAGUACAUCGGACCUGAAGUCCUGAUGGGCCGAUAUGACAAACCUGCAGACAUCUUUGCUCUAGGACUAAUCAUGUUCGAGAUCGCCGGUAAUGUCGAGCUUCCGGAUAACGGUGUAUCCUGGCAGAAGCUCCGGAACGGCGACAUGAGCGAUGUUCCAAGUUUGACCUGGAGCUGCGAAAGCAGUAACAUUCUCCGCGAUGCAUCAGGCAACCCCUUGGUCGAGUCGUCUCUCGGAAACCUCUCCUCAUUUGACGAUUUCGACAAAGACUGUUCCUCACAGGAGCUGUCUUCGAACUAUUUCCAGCUCGCUCAGCGAAAAGAUGCGCCUAGUGCCCGCAGUGGAGAACUUGCGGAGCCACCGAGCUUCAUGGUCGACGCAAGCAACGAUCAAGCUCUCGACAAACUCGUCGGAUGGAUGAUAUCUCCCAAUCCUCCAGACCGCCCUGUUGCCGAUGACAUUCUCCAGUCUUUCGGUGUGCAAUGGGCCGAACAGAGACGUCGUGCUGGCGCAACAAUCUUCGAAGGAAACUGGGGACCGGCAGAUGAAAUACUGAACGAAGAUGCCGAAAUGAUGGACGUUUGA
Molecule: messenger RNA, 3189 nt
Organism: Arthroderma uncinatum
Lineage: Eukaryota; Fungi; Ascomycota; Eurotiomycetes; Onygenales; Arthrodermataceae
Exons: 3
Coding region: 1-3189 (1062 amino acids)
Biological process (GO): protein phosphorylation
Molecular function (GO): ATP binding; protein kinase activity
Source: RefSeq, a predicted model, not a curated record